This is a messenger RNA of Bactrocera oleae (olive fruit fly), 2915 nucleotides long. RefSeq lists its product as uncharacterized. The record is from RefSeq and is a predicted model, not a curated record. Lineage: Eukaryota; Metazoa; Arthropoda; Insecta; Diptera; Tephritidae.
ACAGCCGUGGCUCAAUCUAUCAAGCGCUGCCGACAAUGACUUUUGGUUGAGCUUGCAGUUGCCACAACCGAACAAAAUCAGUUGUUAGCCGCAUUGAUGAAAGAGCGCACGCGUUUACGGCUGCGCAAAAGGUGGUGAAAAGCGAACGCAGAAAAUCGACAAGAAGUAGUGUAGUCAAACCCUAAGUGUUGUAGAAAUUAAAAUAAUUUUAAUUAAUCGAUUAGUGUCGUGCAGUUCACACACAUAUUCUAUCGCGAUAAAUUCAAGGGCCAUAAUUUUUUGCUUUUAAUUGUAGGACGGACGCAGCGUGUUCUUUGUGUUUUUUUUUGUCGUGAUAUUUAUACGCUUGUAUGUGUGUAGGCAAUAGUCUACUUGCCAGCGUAGAAAGUGUUGCGCUUAUUAAGCGCUACUUUGUGUAAAAGCAACAAAGCAAUUUUUUUUUCAAUUAAAGUCACAUUCAAAGCAUUUAACAAAAACAAUAAAUAUCGCAAAUAAUACAAACAAACUGCGAAGAAAAAACUCUUUGUAACAGUAGACAAAUUGUUGGAAAUUUCUGUUCCAAGCUGUGAUCGCACCUUUGGCCGAGGGUAAAGAUGCGCUUUCGUUCCAGAACCGCAUUAUUGCUGCCUAGCUGCUGCCGUCCGUCAAUAAAGAGCGGUGGACGCCGGCGAACUGCUGCGAACAACAAAGCUGGUUACAACAUUCUGCUUGCUGCCCUUCUGCUGCAGGUGCUAAUAGCCGCUGCUGCAGCCAGCGCUGUCACAGCUAGCGCUAGCGGAACGAAAGGAUUACAGCGCAUGCGGGCAGCGAAGGUGGCGCACGUUCAUGGCCUGCAGGCAGUGCCGGAGAGUUUAAGCAUAAACAAGUCGCUGACAAAGGACAAGCAAAACAGAUACAUCGACGACAACAAUCAUUUGGCUGGCAAAUACGAGAUCCGAAGUGUUUCGGGUGAGCCCAAUUACAAAUCCGUUAAUCUAACCUGGGAGAUUGAAUUCGUGCCCUCCGCCGAUUCGUCAACACCGACAACCGAUAUUGAUGCUAUCACCAACAGCAGCGCCGAGGUGGAACCGCCGAAAGCGUUUCAGAUUUUCUUUUGUGAAUUACAGUCAUUUGGACCGCAUCGUUGUCGCUCCAAAUUAGUGAACGAAACGCAACAGCUGGAACCAAACGGUAACGACGACAACAGUCACAGCAACAAUCAUAAAGUCAGCAACAAGAACAAUAAUGUGGAAGACGAACAGGCGAAAAGCAGCCGGCAGAUACGUCAUUACGUGGUGCAAAUCGAAAAUCUCCGCAUGGCCACCAAAUACAGCUUCCACAUCCGACCGCAGGCGAAGCGCAGAAAUAUGAAAAUCACUGGACGCUCAGAGCUUUUCGGCAACGAAAUCGACGACGAAGCGAAGGGUGUGCCACUUGAUGGCGGUCAAACUAUCAUUAUACCAACGAAAGGAUUUGCUGCACAAGCUACAAAGUGCUUGCCACAAGCCUCUGAAAUCGAAGUGGAAACCGGUCCAUACUUUGGUGGGAAGAUUGUUGUAGAUGGCGGCAACUGUGGUAUAAAGGGUGAUCAGAAUGAUCCCACCGAUCGUUAUACGAUGCGAAUUGAUCACAAAAUGUGCGGCAGUUUGGUGAAACCGGAAACAAAUACGGUUGAAACGUUUAUAACGGUACAAGAGAAGUUGGGCAUCUAUACACACAGCACACGAAGGUUCGUCGUGGUUUGUAGCUUCCAAUCGGGCAUGCAGACAGUGCGUGCCAGUUUUACAGUACCCGGCAGCGACGGCGUAGCCGCCGCCGUCGAAAAUGAUCCUUUCGAGCCAGACGAUCGCCUGGGCCGAGAACAGCGCCAUAUGCGCUUUGUGGAUAAGAGUGCCUUAGUUUUGAAGGAGCAUGCACCCCUGGAACCUAUAGCGCCCGCAGCGCGCACGCAAAGUUUGGAAUCUGACGAAAGCAUCGCAUUGGUCCAAGAGGUAACCGAUGCCGCCAACAGCAGCUCUGAGAGUAGCGUAGCUAACGAACUGCUGACUGUCGACAACACUGAUGUGCCGAACAGUGUAGCCAUGUUAGAGGAUAUUGUGCCCGGCAUUAAUGAGCAGCAUAUCAAGCACGAAAAUGCAAUGCUGAAGCUACAGGAAAUUGACGAACAGCAUGAGGAUGAUGGCGCUCCUAAAGUGCCGGUGAUGGCGGCACGUGCGGCCAAGUACGCCAAAUUGGUGCGCGAACAGGCGGUCGCCAAUCUGCUGGCAGAUGAGACGAACACCAGCGCAACAAUGAGUGUGGAACAGUGGUAUCACUUGCACAAUACAGUCGAGGGAAGAGGUUUUGCCACCACUUUGGAGCGCAUUUCAGCGAACGCCGGCAGCAUUAUCAUCACUGUUUCGCUGUGUGUGAUAGUUUUGGGCAUUUUCGUGUUUGUCGUGUUUCGUGAAGCGCGUCGUCAGCGUUUCAUUCGCAGCAAUAUUAAAAUGCAGCAGCUGCACUCGUCACGCGCUUCAUCGUCAACGUCGCUGUCAGCCAGUAAGCCCCAGCCAGGGAAGCGAACAAUGCCACGUGCUCUACAGGCUCAGCUUCCUCAGGGGUCCAUGUAGAAGUACUAGGGUGGAUCUUUCAACUUUACAGCAAUUUUAAUAAAGACCGGAGUAGAAAGUUUGCAAAUAGUACCAUAGUUCUAAACGAGAUUAAAUUAGUUGAAUAGCGUAUAGGUAAAGAAUAUAUUUUAUAGAUAUAUAUAUAUGAUAUAUCUACAGAAGUAUGAAUUAGACAAGUAGGAAGUUGCACACGCACACGUGAAACCGAUUACCUAACUCCAGCUAUGGUCAUUCGUCUUGUUAAAUAUCAAAAUAGCCACGUUAUAGAGCUCUUUCGAGUGACUAAUAAUACCGUUGCUGAUUUAACUCAAGGUGACUGAGCAUAGA